UGAAUAUUUGAUGGUAUUUGAUCUACUAUGACUAAUUCAGUGUUUUCUAAAUUAAUCGAUAUUUUUGUUCACUUAAAAUUAAAUUCGGGCCAGGCCUAGUUUAUGAUUGGUCAAUGAAGUGGCGGCAAACUUACUCAUCAUAUUCGUGGCAGUGCCAGUUUUAAACUUUACCACACCAGUAUCAGACUAUUUUUUUACAGUCUAUGGUAUCAGACGGACUCUGGUAACAUACAGCAACCCGAAGAUAGUUUUGGCAAUACAGACACAACACAAUCUAGCUUUUCUACAAUUACGUACUUCAGCUAACUCACAUUUAUUUCCAGAAGCAGUGAAAACAAGUUAUAUCGGCUGUAACUUGAAUUUUUACCUCAGGAAAAAUGUUUUACUACCCUGAAGUCCUGCAGCACCAGUCAGGCUGCUUCUCCACAAUCUGGUUGGCAGCCACCAAGGGUAUAAGGAUCACUAGAAGGGAGGUUCUGAAAGUAAACGUCAUACGAACAUGUGAAGACAUCAUUGAGUAUGUGUUGGUGAAGGUACCCCCUGUCCACCCGAGUCUGCCUCGACCACGUUUCUCUCUCUACCUGUCCUCUCAACUACACUAUGGUGUUGUCAUUGUCUACCACCGCCAGUGUGGCUUCCUUCUGGAGGAGGCUCAGCAGACGAUCGAGAGGCUGCUCCGCUCGUCAAAGCACGCCCGCAUCGACAUGCAGGAGCCCGACAGACUGGCCCUAAAUAACCCGGACCCAGAGGCUCUGAUGGAGGAGGCCAUGGAGCCUUUCUUUGGAGUGAUGGGCUCAGAGCCAGAGUUGCCAAGCCCAUAUCAACUGGCACAGUCCUGGAGGUUCCUGGAGGUCCAUACUCCUGAGCGCCCUCCGGUGAAGACCCCGAGAAGAUCCCAGGCUGAGGCUCCUGGCCACAUGGUGUCCCCGGAGUGCAUCACUCUAAGGGAAAAUGAGCUGACAGCCCUGCGCAUGCCUGAGUAUGGAGGGGCUGAGCUGGUGGAACCCACCGCCCAGGAGAUCGACAUGCUGCUGAGGGAGAGCGACCAUCUGAUGGAGGAGGCGGAAGAGAAAGAGAAGGAGAAAGAGAGGGAGGCAGAGAGAGAGAAGACACUGGAGACCAACACAGCCAUGGUGUCUGUAGAACAACUGACAGAGACCCUAGAGAUAGGACCUCCCGAAGAGAAUGCCUUGGGUAUGAUGAUCAUGGAGGUGACCCCAUCUCAUGCGACUUGUCCUACAACACGAGAGGGCAGUGAGUUGGAUAAGGGGAUGAUGCAGGAGCCGUCAAGUUCUUUACACCUGGAACCACAGCUGGACGUUCCCCUGCCCAAGCGGGGCCGCCGUCGCCAGCUGCUGUUCGCUGACGAGCACACGCAGAUUUCCCAGAGUGCAAUGGAGGACCAGAUCCAUGACCCCCUGGUAGAGACCGUGGCCAUGUCCGAUGUGCUUCUGACCAUCCCUUCUAGCUCACGGCUCUCGGUGGAGGAGCUGGUGAGCGCCCCCUGUGGCGCUCUACUCCACCCUGACCUGCUGUCGCUAUGGAAUCAGUGUGCUGUCCUGACAACCCGCCCAGGGAGACGGCGUGCGCGAGUGGAGGAGAGGGAGAGGGGUCAGGAGAGGAGCGAACUCUCCUCUGAGUUGGGCCCACAGGUGGAGGAGAGGGAGAGGGGUCAGGAGAGGAGCGAACUCUCGUCUGAGUUGGGCCCACGAGUGGAGGAGAGGGAGCUGGAGCGCAGGAACAGGGACUCCAGUGUCCAGGAGGACCUCCGGGAAUUCAUGGAGUCUGGCCUCCACCUGUCUGAGCUCUCAGCUGUGUCUGACACCCAGCUGGACAUCUCUAAAGAGGACAAAGCCCUGGACCCCGUCUCUGUGCCAGUGGGUCGUUGGUCUGUGACAGAGGAGGCUCCCUCAGUGCUGCACAUGGAACCCAUCCUGGAGGAACCUCUGGUGGAGCUGCCUCCGACUGUCACAGAGAUGGAGCCCGGGGAGCACACCACCGCUAGCCUGCUCAGAGCGGUCAGCAGCCACCUGGAGCGCUUUGGGAAGAUCUCCUUUGACUCGAUGCUCCCCCCAGAGGCCGACCGCUGCACUGUGGUGCAUGUGUUCUACAACCUGUUAGUGCUUGUGAGUGAGAGAAGGUUGGGAGUGUAUCAGGCCAAGCCCUUUGACCCCAUAACGGUAACAGCUGGAUUACACAUUCACUAGUACACACACACACAUGCACACACCAUCACAUGCUGAUACUCAUGAACACACACACAUGCAUACAUUCACUAGCACUAUCAUUAUGACCCUAAAGCAUACUCCAUACACAGAGAUGCACACACAUGUACAAACCUAAAUAAUGACAUUUUUAUUCUCACUGUGCAUUCUGAUAGAGAUGGGGGAGAGAUGAGAGAGGUGGGGUAGAGAGAUGAUGAAUUUGAAUUCUUCAUUUUAAAACACAGUGUUUCAUAAAUGGCAUUUUUACCAUUUAUAAUCAGAAGAAAAUGAGAAUGCAAAAAGGCAUUAUAUUGCAAGUAAUGAUUCUAAAACUAUUUCAGAACAUAACUUGCUAUAACAUGUUUUGUAAGAUAUAUUCAUUGUUUUAUUGUGGUUUAAAUGUAGAAGAAAGUUGUAGUAUUUAUACUCAAUUAUUUAUUGAUGUUUGUGUAUUUGUAUUUAUUUAAAAACAUACUUGUUUGUAUUUGAAGUAUGGUUAUUUGAAUGUUGAGUUAUUUGAAGUACAAAAUAAGUAUUUUCCAAAUCUACUCCAGCAAUAUUGUGUACGUAACAUUCACCUUCACCAAAAGUGUUCAAAAGAUUCAUGCAAAUCUCAUUAAACACCCACUGUCAGGGACUGGAGUGUC
Messenger RNA from Alosa sapidissima (American shad), 2851 nucleotides. RefSeq names its product REC8 meiotic recombination protein b (gene rec8b). Gene Ontology annotation, biological process: synaptonemal complex assembly; mitotic sister chromatid cohesion; replication-born double-strand break repair via sister chromatid exchange. Lineage: Eukaryota; Metazoa; Chordata; Actinopteri; Clupeiformes; Clupeidae. Bases 378 to 2207 code for a protein of 609 amino acids. Gene Ontology annotation, cellular component: synaptonemal complex; cohesin complex. The record is from RefSeq and is a predicted model, not a curated record. The transcript has 18 exons. Gene Ontology annotation, molecular function: chromatin binding; protein binding.